Messenger RNA from Sphaeramia orbicularis (orbiculate cardinalfish), 969 nucleotides. Its product is annotated as histone-lysine N-methyltransferase SETMAR-like. Bases 1 to 969 code for a protein of 322 amino acids. The record is from RefSeq and is a predicted model, not a curated record. Lineage: Eukaryota; Metazoa; Chordata; Actinopteri; Kurtiformes; Apogonidae. The transcript has 2 exons. Gene Ontology annotation, molecular function: nucleic acid binding.
AUGGAGAAACAAGAGUUGCGUGCAGUGAUCAAAUAUCUCCAUAAGAAGGGUAUGACACCAAAAGAAAUCCAUGAAGACAUGGUCAGUACACUUGGAAAGGAAUGUCUUGCCUAUUCUACUGUGAGAAAAUGGGUUGCUGAAUUCAAACAAGGCAGAACAAGCACAGAAGAUGAUCCUCGAUCAGGCUGUCCGAAAACCUCAAGUUCUGAUGAACAGGUGGAUGCAAUUCACUGCAUGGUUCUAAGUGACAGACGCAUGACAGUCCAACAAAUAGCCAAGGCUACAGACAUCAGUGUUGGGUCAGUACACCAUGUCCUCACGGAUAUAUUGGGGAUGAACAAGUUGUCUGCAAGAUGGGUCCCAAGAAUGCUGACACCAGAACAAAUGCUGAAGAGAGUGGACAUUUCCAGGACACUUUUGACCCGUUUCCAUGCUGAUCCUGAGAAUUUUCAAAGGAGAAUUGUGACUCAGGAUGAAACAUGGGUUCAUCACUUCGAACCUGAAUCCAAACUCCAAAGUAAGGAAUGGAAACACCAUGGAUCCCCACCUCCCAAGAAGUUCAAGCGAGUCGCGUCUGUUGGGAAGGUGAUGGCGUCAGUUUUUUGGGAUUGUGAAGGAGUCCUCAUGGUAGACUACCUGCAAAAGGGCCAGACCAUUAAUGGGGAGUUCUAUGCCUCAGAGUUGCGCAAACUCAAGAAGGAAAUAAAGGCAAAGCGUAGAGGAAAGUUGCGUGCUGGCGUGCUGCUGCUUCAGGACAAUGCUCCUGUCCACACAGCACAAGUGGCUGUAGCAGAAGCUCACAACUGUGGCUUUGAAUUACUGCCCCAUCCACCUUAUUCUCCAGAUCUUGCACCGUCUGACUUCUACCUCCAAAACUCAAAAGAGGCUCUCCAUUGGUUCUCAGUAGCCUUGGUGUUGGAGGUGGCUCAGCCAAUUGGCGCACAUCUAGGCCACAAACAUCUGAAGUAG